CAAAAAAUGAUAAUAAAUACAAGCAUUGCAAUAAGCACAUCUAAUGUUCUCCUGGUGCCGUACCAGGAACAUCAUGUGCCGACAUAUCAUGAGUGGAUGAAAGACGAGGAUAUUCGAGAAGCAACCGCAUCAGAGCAGCUUACAUUAGAGAAAGAAUAUGGCAUGCAACGCAGUUGGCGCAACGAUGCGGACAAGUUGACCUUCAUCACGUGUUUACCAAAGAAUGAUUCUUCGCUUUCCUCACGAUCAAAAGAUGACGAGAAGUCUCAAUCUAUAUCGGCCAAAAAGGAUGAUUCACCAGAUCGCAUGGUCGGGGACGUCAAUCUGUUCAUCUCCGAACAUGAGGAGGAGCUUGACGAGGAAGCCGACGCAGGUGUUUCAACACAAACUGACCAGCACUUUCGCGCAAUUGGGGAGCUUGAGUUAAUGAUAGCAUCAAAGGCGCAUCAGGGCACCGGUCUAGGACGAGCAAGUCUACUGGCUUUUCUACGCUAUGUAGUGGAUAACCAAGAGGGGAUUUUGGCUGAAUUUUCUGCGAGUGUUGAUUCAUCGAGGAAGGUAAAGGUACCGAAACAAUUCGAGUAUUUGCGGGUGAAGAUCCAUCAGUCCAAUGACAGAAGUAUUGGACUAUUUGAAAGCAUAGGGUUGGAAAAGAUCUCCGAGGAGCCGAAUUACUUUGGAGAACUGGAGCUUCGACUGCAACUUGGAGAUGGCAAUGAGCAGCAAAGCGGAGAGAAAGUUGCGACUGUAAAGGACAAGGUGGAUAUGUUGAUGAGAAAAUAUGGCGUUGAAGGCUUCAGAGAGCUGAAGUACGUUGAUGGGCUAUAGAGAUCUGCUCUGAUAGGAGGAAGGAUUGAUCCUGCCGGGUAAGAGAAGAAGAC
Xylona heveae TC161 is the source of this 881-nucleotide messenger RNA. RefSeq lists its product as hypothetical. Gene Ontology annotation, biological process: protein acetylation. The transcript has 3 exons. Gene Ontology annotation, molecular function: N-acetyltransferase activity. The record is from RefSeq and is a predicted model, not a curated record. NCBI's taxonomy places the organism in Eukaryota, Fungi, Ascomycota, Xylonomycetes, Xylonales, Xylonaceae. Bases 7 to 828 code for a protein of 273 amino acids.